Molecule: messenger RNA, 798 nt
Organism: Klebsormidium nitens
Lineage: Eukaryota; Viridiplantae; Streptophyta; Klebsormidiophyceae; Klebsormidiales; Klebsormidiaceae
Source: the annotation of a GenBank genome assembly
AUGGGGAUCGGCGCGGAAACAGCAGUGCUGGGGGUGACCGGAACUAAUGGACCGGUUACCGGUUGUGGUGGGGCUGAAGUAGGAGCCUGGGGGGGUCUCGAGGGCGCGCUCGGCACCGAGAGGACCCGUGGGCCUGGAGGGCCUGGCAUGAGAGGUCCUGGCAGCGCGGGAGGCGCUGGGGCUGGCUUCGGUGCUGCAGGUGGCGCCGAAGGCUUUGGUGUGCCAAACAGAGAUGCAAAGAAUGAGGGCUUCGCGGGUGCGGUUGGAGGGGCGACCUUUGGCGUUGGGGCUUUCGACACAGCGGGACCCGGGGCCUUUGGAGUUGCUGUAACUGCCUUUUGGAGUGGAGCCUUGACUGGAACCGGGCUUGCUUUCAGGACAGGACCUGGGGCUUUUGGCGGUGCUGCCAUUGCCUUUUGGGGUGGAGCCUUGACUGGCGGGGGAACUCUUGGAGCAGCGGUGCGGGUGGCUGUGCUUUUGGAGGGAUUUUUGAAGCAGGUGGAGGGGCAAGGACCUUCGAUGGGGCAGGUGGUGCCACUUUGGCCUGAGAAGGCGGCAGCACGGGAGGCCGUGGGGGAGGCGCUACUGAUCUUGGUGGAGGUGGUGGCGGCACCACAGGCUUUUGGGACGGAGGCAGCACUGGCCUCGGAGGAGGUGGGGGCACGAUCUGCUUCGAAGGCGGAGGAGGCAAGGCGGCUUUCUGUGGAGGUGCAGGUGCGGGUGCAGAUUUUGGAAGUGGGACCGCUACCUUUUGGGGUGGUGCAGGGGACUUCGAAGGAGGAGCUGCUGGAGGUUUAG